GGAGGUGGAAUAUUCAUACCCGGAUCAAACGAGAUUAUACAAGUCCGAACGAUAAUUGUCAGUUGAUAGAUAUCACGGAUCUUCACAGAAAGAAAUUAAAUCCAUACGAAAAGGCAGCGAAUUAUCAUAUUUGCUGGAAUAGAAGAAGAAAUGAAUCGAGUCUUAGAGAAGAAUACUGUGAAAACAAUAAAAAAAAUUGUAAAGGAAAAACAAACCCACUUUUGUUACUAUAACAACAACAAAAAAAAAGAUAUAUAGAAAAGUACCUAAUGGAAUAUAAAGAUUGAUAAGACAAAAAUCAAAAUAACGUUACCAUUUAUAUGAUAUAUAGAGAUAGAUAUAUAGAUAUGUACAUAUAUAAACAUUCCAAAACGUUUACCUUGGAGAAAAAAGUAACAACCCAUCUUCCCACAUGGAGUAGGAAAAAAAGAAUCAAAUAAUAAUGACCAACGAGAUAUCGAAUCUAACAAAAGCGAAAAAAUUCCCAGACCAAUGAUGAUGAAAAAGGUAAAUAUUUUAGGCAGUUUGUUUACACCGAGCAGCACCCUCAGUGGCACCCUCGCCCGCCUCCACCUGCUGGCACUAUCCCAUCGCCUGUGCCACGGUGCCACGAGGAUGAGCUAGGCGCAUUCGGCGUUCAGGGAGAAUGGGUCAGGUGCUCUGGCUGUGAUGCGUGGAGGGUGGGCGAGGGCAACCAGGGUCGUAGGCGUUGUAGUCGUGCUAAGUGUAGCAUGGCUCCAGCUCGCGCUCCCUCCUUUACCUCAUGACCCUCAGGCUGCUCUUGGGGGAGGUGCUCGUGAAACCCCAGAGCUUGACCCAGCAAUCAUCAUCCACCACAGCCCGGCUUCAAAGUUCCUGCAGGCCAAAGGAAAAUCUCCAAGCUCCUCAGAAGGGUCGAAACUUACAGCAGAACAGAUUCAAGAGAUUCGCGAGCAAAUUCAACUUCGCAGUGGGAAUGAGACAGUCUUGAAUGAGGAGUUAUUUGGUCCUGUUCAACCUGAUACUAUUGUCAUAGCAGUCCAGGUGCACAAUCGGUUAGAGUACUUAAGACAUUUAAUUGUGUCUUUAGCACAAGCAAGAGACAUAGACUCUGUAUUGCUUAUAUUUUCCCAUGAUAAUUUUGAUGAAGACAUCAACCAGCUAGUCACAACCAUUGACUUUUGUAAGGUGAUGCAGAUCUUCUAUCCGCACUCUUUGCAGACCCAUCCAGACAGCUUCCCUGGAGAAUCUCCUGGUGACUGCCCGAGAAACACGAAGCCGGAAGAAGCUGCAAAACUUAACUGCAUAGGUAGCCCAGACCUCUACAACCACUACCGAGAAGCUCGUUUCACGCAAACUAAACAUCAUUGGUGGUGGAAAGCAAACAAAAUAUUUGAUGAUGUGUGGGUCCUAAGAAACCACACAGGGUUGGUGCUCUUCUUGGAAGAGGACCAUUAUGUCGCUGAGGACUUCCUACACAUGCUUCGGCUCCUCUCGGCAGCCAUCCCUCGAGCCUGUCCCAAGUGUUCGCUCAUAACAUUAGGAAACUAUUUGAAAAAUUAUAAUUUCCAAAUAGAUGGAAGAAAGGUGGAGGUUACUCAGUGGGUUUCUUCAAAGCACAACAUGGGUUUUGCUUUUAAUCACAGUGUGUGGCAACAGAUAAAGGCAUGUAGCUCACAGUUUUGUGAUCAUGAUGACUACAACUGGGACUGGUCACUACUUCACGUGAGCUCCUCCUGCCUUCCGCAGAAAUUGCACACACUUGUUCUCCGUGCCCCAAGGGUCUUCCACAUUGGAGAAUGUGGUGUCCACCAUAAAAAGAAGGACUGCAGUUCUCGCACUGUCUUACACAAAGUGCAUCGAGCUAUACAAGUGGGACAACAUACUUUAUUUCCACGACAACUGGUUGUGGUUCACACACCUCCAAAAAAGGUGAAAAAGCACAAGGGCAACGGAGGCUGGGGCGACAAAAGGGAUCACGCCCUUUGUCGUUCAUUUAGUGUGAGUACCGCCCCUGAUUCUGUGAUGGUCAACAGCUCUACUCUGUCGACGCAAGUGGUUGGUAAUAAUUCAGUCAAUGGGAGUGCGAUAGUCCGGAGUGGCUCUUGAUCAUGGCACUGCAAUUUUCUUAUUACUGAUGUAUAUAAGUUCAGACUUACAAUGUGAUGAAUUUUUAGCACAAGGGAAAGAAGUUGUAAAUGAAUGAGGUUCUUAUGAAGGAUGAGAUCUUUACAUUACUGUGAGUUGAUUCAUUCAUCAGAAAAUUGAUAAUCUUUGCACAAUACAGAAUAUGGAUGCCUUUUAUCACAGAUUUUUGAAGUCCAUUUGAAGCAAGUAUGACUUUUUGUUAUUAGUUGCUUUUACUAUCAUACUCUCAUUUUACAUCUAGGCAGAUUUGUGGAAAUUGAAAAGAACAAAAGCAAAAAUAUAUAUGUGUUGCAAAGCUAGUUUCCUUGAUUUAUGGAGAGUUCAUUAUCAGUAAGCAUAGUUUGAUACCUCAGUAUCAAGCACAACAAGGCAUACUAUUUUGUCAAUUACAUAAAUGAGAUUACUCUCAGUAAGUAUGACAAUCAGUUUGUAGUUUACCCACUGUGAAUGGGCAUUAUGAAUAUUAUUGUGUUUGUAAAGGCUCAUAUUGUUGACGUCAAUUUAGUUAGUGCUGUGAAAGACAUUUUUUUAAUCAGUAUUUUGAAUUAUAUUCCAUUUUAUUUUUAACCCAUUGCUGCUGGGACCAUGUGCUGUCCUCUGUAGAUUUUGUUUUAUUAGUUUUGAUUAGUAAUAAACUCACUAAAGACUUUAUUGUAAGCCUACCAGAACUCACCUGUUUACCUUAUUGUUAAUUUUUUUUGGAAAACAGGGCUUUAAUGUCUGUUACUAUUAUUAUUGUUUGUAAGAUCAUCAUUAUUAUUG
Penaeus vannamei (Pacific white shrimp) is the source of this 2889-nucleotide messenger RNA. RefSeq names its product alpha-1,6-mannosyl-glycoprotein 2-beta-N-acetylglucosaminyltransferase. Gene Ontology annotation, biological process: oligosaccharide biosynthetic process; protein N-linked glycosylation. NCBI's taxonomy places the organism in Eukaryota, Metazoa, Arthropoda, Malacostraca, Decapoda, Penaeidae. The record is from RefSeq and is a predicted model, not a curated record. Gene Ontology annotation, cellular component: Golgi membrane; Golgi stack. Gene Ontology annotation, molecular function: alpha-1,6-mannosylglycoprotein 2-beta-N-acetylglucosaminyltransferase activity.